GCCUGGGUUUGCUACACUGCCAGCAUGAAGGCUUUGCUAAUCCUAGGGCUUUUCCUCCUGCCCAUGGUUGCUCAUGGGAAGAUCUACGAAAGGUGUGAACUGGCAAGAGCAAUGAAAAGGCUUGGGCUGGAUGGAUACCGGGGCUACAGCCUGGGACACUGGGUGUGCACAGCAAGAUACGAGAGCAACUUUAACACAGGUGCCACAAACUACAACCGAGGUGACAAAAGCACUGACUAUGGGAUUUUUCAAAUCAACAGCCGCUGGUGGUGCAAUGAUGGCAAGACUCCAAAAGCCAAGAACGCAUGUGGAAUCCAGUGUGGUGGGUUACUGACAACAGACAUUACAGCGAGUGUAAAUUGUGCAAAGAGAGUUGUUCGCGAUCCCAAUGGCAUGGGUGCAUGGGUGGCAUGGAAAAAGUACUGCAAAGGAAAAGAUGUCUCCAAGUGGAUCAGAGAUUGCAAACUGUAAAGUGUUGGGGUUUAUUUAUCCCAGCUUGGUUCCCUUGCAAAUUAGCAGGGAUUCGCAUAGAGC
Molecule: messenger RNA, 534 nt
Organism: Terrapene triunguis (Three-toed box turtle)
Lineage: Eukaryota; Metazoa; Chordata; Testudines; Emydidae
Product: lysozyme C-like
Exons: 4
Coding region: 25-471 (148 amino acids)
Biological process (GO): defense response to Gram-negative bacterium; defense response to Gram-positive bacterium
Molecular function (GO): lysozyme activity
Source: RefSeq, a predicted model, not a curated record